This is a messenger RNA of Passer domesticus (house sparrow), 1640 nucleotides long. RefSeq lists its product as uncharacterized. The record is from RefSeq and is a predicted model, not a curated record. Lineage: Eukaryota; Metazoa; Chordata; Aves; Passeriformes; Passeridae. The transcript has 2 exons. Bases 517 to 1137 code for a protein of 206 amino acids.
AGGAAGGGGCGGGGGAGGGAGGAUUUCAAGAGGAACAAAAGUAAAGGAUUUCUCGGAAAUCACGGAGAGUUCAGGAAUGAAAAUCUGAGGAUCUGUGCGAGACCCAAACGGGGUGAGAACGGCAGGGAGCGGCCACGGCAGUGCCGAAAACACCGGGAGGAGAGCCCGGAGUGGGGAGAAGGGUCUGGAAUGAGGGAGAGCCUGAGCUGAGGAGAUCCCGGAGCUGAGGAGAUCCCGGAGCUGAGGAGAUCCCGGAGCUGAGGAGAUCCCGGGGCUGAGGAGAUCCCGGAGCUGAGGAGAUCCUGGAGCUGAGGAGAUCCCGGAGCUGAGGAGAUCCCGGAGCUGAGGAGAUCCCGGAGCUGAGGAGAUCCCGGAGCUGAGGAGAUCCCGGAGCUGAGGAGAUCCCGGAGCUGAGGAGAUCCCAGAGCUGAGGAGAUCCCGGAGCUGAGGAGAUCCUGGAGCUGAGGAGAUCCCAGAGCUGAGGAGAUCCUGGAGCUGAGGAGAUCCCGAGCCAGGAUGGGAUCGUUACUGAGCCGCUCUGUGGAGAUCCAGAUCUCCAACAACACCCAGAACAUCACCCUGAGGAACCCCAGGACCUUCUUCGACUGUGGCCGCUGCUCCAAGCCCCCCCUGCCAGAGUUGUUCCCCGGCUCCAGUGACAUCUGCCACUUCCCAGGCGACUUCCCGUUCUGGGGCGUGGCGGGGAUCCUGGUCUACGAGGCCGACUCCUUCACCCUGGCCAUCCACUUCUCCAACCCCAUCGACUACAACAAGUUCUCCAUGGAGCUGGGCCUGGAGCUGUCCCCAGGUAGGGCCCACCUGGACAGUUUGGGCACCACCUACGCCCGCAUGGCCAAGGGAACCUACUCCAGCUCCUGCCUGGACAUCAAGUUCACCCGCGUGGUGGUGGGCAGAAGCCACGGGACCGCCCAGCUGAGCCACGGCCCCGUCAUGGUGAUGGCCACCAUGUCCAGAAACACCAGCUCCACCAUCAAGGUGGUGCUGAAAGAGCAGAGGGGAUCGGGGGAGGAAGGCGGGGAAGAGGCACCCCAGGAUGGCGUGAGAAACAGGUCCAGGAGGAGCGAGAACCUGCUGGACUUCGACUGGGACGUCAAGGAGAACCCUGGAAGCGCGUGAACGGCCUGAGAAUCCUGCAGGCAUCACCAGAACCCUGUAGAAGCCUCUAGAAACCCGUGGGUGCAUACAGAACCAUGGAGACAGCUAUGAAACCUUGUAGGACACUCUAGAACCCCACAGUCACUGCUAGAACCCCAUAAACACCUCUAGAACCCUGUAGACAGCUCUAGAACCUCAUGGAUGCAUAUAGAAACCUGGAGAAACAGAUAAACACUGGUAGAAACCUCUAGAAUCCCGUAGGCACAUCUAGAACCCUCUAGGCACAUCUAGAACUCUGUAGGCAGCUCUAGAACCCCGCAGACGCUCCAGGAGAUCCUUCAGCAGAACCUCACGGGCACCAGAGGAACCUCAGAGAAAGCUCCAGAACCUCCCGGGCAGAACGGACACCCCGGGGUUGGGGUGUCCCAGACCCCUCCGCCCUCCCCUCCUGUGUCCCCCCAGCCCCAAACUCCCUCGAUCCCCUUUUUUAUUGGUUUCAUAAAAUGCGAAAUUUUUGCAAAUGG